Messenger RNA from Branchiostoma belcheri (Belcher's lancelet), 13929 nucleotides. RefSeq lists its product as uncharacterized. The record is from RefSeq and is a predicted model, not a curated record. Gene Ontology annotation, molecular function: ATP hydrolysis activity; ATP binding; ubiquitin-protein transferase activity. Lineage: Eukaryota; Metazoa; Chordata; Leptocardii; Amphioxiformes; Branchiostomatidae.
GGAGGCAUUUUUCAGUCUCGGUAGCGCCUUCAUCAGGGCGGCCCGAAUGUCGCGCCCAGACUGCAGGGAGACCGGGCAUUUUCUUUCUAUAAACCAGAUCCGGAGUUAACGUUACAGUGUCUUAUAGUAGCAUUGAGGACUUGAGCUAUAGUGUCUGGCAAAGCUGUGUGGUAAAGCUGGCAUCGAUGUUGACUGAACCGGGUCCGCUGUGCUAAAAUCGCGGGAGUGAGCGAUCCACCUUCAGCGGUUUUGAAAAUCCAGCCCUGGGGGCCUGAUCAUAUGAGUCAUGGCUGACAAACAACCUUUGCUACCCAGCGAUGCGGAAUGUGAUCAGGGAAAAGGUAUCAAUGGGGACAACAAAGAUGUCAAGCAUCCACCACCAGAAAGUUCAAACCCAUCUGUACAGUUUCAGCAAAGAACUGAUACUCAAAGCAGCGGCAACAUGACAGAACAGAGCUACACAAACAAGCCCGAGAUCCAUGGGCCAUCUGAGGUGUCACUAGUUAUGAAAACAACCAGUGGUGAAGCUGAUGAAGCUUUUGAUCAAGGAGAGUUUGUGGUCAUACCAAACCAUCAGGCAGCUACAGCAAAACAGCUGGCUUUUGAGCAGACAAAGCUACUCCAAGUGGAGUUUUUCUUGUAUGUUGAGGAACUCGGUGAGUGUUCAACUUGCGAUGCUGUCCUGUACGUCCGUGAAAAUGGACAGAGAAAGAACUACCCAUUAAAGCCUAUUGUAGACAAGAUUUUGUGGACAACCAAGCAUCCUGUGCUCUUGCCAGCUGACAGAGACACUCGCUACCAAUAUAGCGUACAGUACAAAGCGAAGGAAAACAUCUUACAGACAGUUGGCAAGGCUCUUCAUGUGGUCAAAGGUGAAGAAGCUUUUUGGAUUGAUGAAAUGACAGCUAGAAUUCAUGGUACAGCUAAUAUUCACAGGGAUAUCUUUGAGAACUCAAAAGUUGAAAAGAAGUACAAACCAAGCAUUGAGUUCUAUGGGAAGCUGUUCUUCACAGAAGAUAUUUUCAAUAAUGUAAUGAAGGGAAAUCUAAAGGAGAGGCUGCUCGAAUGGGAAGAUCUACAAUUCCCAAAUCCAAGCUUUACUCCCAAGGAGAAGAGGAAGAUGAUUUUGGAAAGAAUCGCAAAGUUAUGCAAGAGAGCAAAUUGGACGCAGCUAUCUUUCCUCUGUGUUGUGCUUGGAAAAAUGUCACUACAGAGUGGCUUCUACUUGGAAAAGCUCGACUUCACCCAAGCUGAUGCUAAGUCACUUCUUCAGGGUUUGUCAAGUUCAAGAGCUGAAGACAUUCCAUCCAGCUGCAUCAGUGGUCUGAAGAUCAUUGUACCGCAGUUAUUGACUGCAGCAAAACAGGAUGAGCCCUGGGUCUGGCUUGUCACCAACUGCAGCAAGCUCUUUGAAGCCAGCUUCCUUCUGCAUCAGGCUUCAUUAAAGGAGUUCAGAGAGUGGUCAAAGAAGCGUAAUCCAGCUCAGUACAUUGAGUACUCAAAAGUUGCUGUGUAUAAUCUGAUUCAGCAACACUGUCAAGGAGAUCCACAAAGCCAUCGUCUAAUUGCAGCAUUACUGAGGGAGGCCCCCGACAUUGGAACAGAGAUUGCCAUCUUUGAAGUUGUUGCAGAAUAUCAUCAUGUUGAUAACAUUCAAUCGGUGCUAGAAGGCCUGGAAAGUAACUGUUUAAAGAGCAUUGAAACCAUUAUGAAGUCAUAUAGGGAGCCCAGGAACAUAGAGGAGCUCUACCAGCUGUGGACAGUGGUACAUGAAGGCAGAAUGGGUCCACUUGUCCAAGACCAGAUAGCAACAGCAGUAAUUGGACUGGCAUCCAAAUCUCGUACCUUUUCCCCAAACCAGGCUGAUAAACUACAGAAGAUGAUCACAGACAGCAUGCUCUUUCCCAGCAGAAAGGCAUUGGAUCUUUUAAAAGUUGUAGCAACAUCGAAAGAUCAGGUUUUUCAGUCCAUGUUCCUGGUACUAGCCCAUGACAAAAAGAUGAGCCAAGAAAUUGACAAAGAAGAUGCAAGGAAAUUGUCAGUCAAGUGGCUGAACACUGCCAUAGAAGCACACUGCACCACAAGUCGAAAGUACUACCAAACCACAGUUGUAGCAGACAUGAACAUACCAAGAGCGUAUGAUGAUCUGCUCAAGGUGAUGGCCACAGAGCUUGUGGGUGGUGACAAAACAAUUGAAAUGGCCCUUGGGGAUGUUGUUAAGGACUUCAUAAAGAAGUUUGGAUGGAAGAUACUACUGACAAAGUGUGAGGGGAUGAAGGAUAUGACAGAACAAGCUCAGCACUUGUAUAAAGAACACCUGGAAGAGAUGAUCAAGCAAGAGGGUAGUUCACAGCUGUCUGAGGAUGUGCUAGAGAUAGCCUACAGUAUCUGUGACAUGAAGCCCCCCAUGGCAUCACUUGGACUGGAUAUCAAAUACAAGCUGACAGAAGACCUGUUGGUAAUGUUGAUGAACUUAAUGGAUUUGCCUGAGAAGAAACCUGACCAUGACCUGGCAGUCAACCUCCAGCUCCUCUUGACUGUGGUAAGACAGUCACGAUUUUGGCUUGCAAUGCUCAAUGCAAAGGGAAGGACAACACAACUUCAUAAGCACCCAAAAUGUAAAACCGUCACUGGUGUGCUCAUAGAGUUUGGGGAGCAAUUGGAGUCAGGAAAUGUAAAGAUCCAACUUUUCCGAGCAGUAGUUGAGAAAGUCAGUGACAUGAGGGGAGGUAUGGACGUACUUGCUCUACUAAUUGAUGCAACAAGGAAGCAUGAAGGGCAGGGCAGCAUUUCAAAACCAACAAAGAAUGUGCUGCGUGAUAUCAUCAAGCAACUAGAAUCACACAAGCAGUUGUUGGAUAAUAUAGAUAACCUGCUGAACAUGUUCACCUCUAUGGUAGAGGGUUUUGUCAAAAUCAGUGAUAUCUCAAGUCUACGAAGUGACCUCCAGAAGCAGAAGAAGAGGUUUAAAGAGGACAAAACUUUGACAGUGACAGAUUUAAGUGAACCUACAUACUGGGGCAAGCUGUAUGACCUACAAGAGCCAGCCAAAUCUCUUGAUGGCUUCCAACAGUCAUUUGUGUUUAGAAAUGUUCUCCAACGGAACUUUGCAGAGAAAGAUUGGAAGGAAGAUGGAGGAAAGGAUGAUGAGACCUCUGAAAACUCAGAAGAGAAGAAGACAGAAGAAAACAAGCCUUCUGCAGAUUCAGGUACAGUUGAAGCAGGUCACUCUUUAUCUACUCCUCCAGCCAUCUCUAUGGUACAAUUAGUCAACAGUCUGUCAGAAGAGGUUCUAGAUCAAUUCAAAGAGCAAUGCCAGCCACUCACUGAGCACAACCUGAAAAUUCCAUUGGAAACAGUACAAUUCAUGUUUGCUGGCAUCCCUGAUGCUUAUAACAUGGAAACAGAAUUAUCCCUCCUAAAUAAGUUGCUCUGCAGCAAAAUUCCUGCCUCAAAUAGAAAAGCUCUAAAAGAGUUUGUUGAGUUUCCCAAAACCCAAAAGAAAGUACACAACUUGUCUGCUGCACUUCAGCUGUUCCAAGUCUCAGUGGAAUCUACCAGUGACCUUUGUACUGCCUUGCAACUGUGUGAGAAAGGAGCUGUACAGGACACCUCUUUGAGUGAGCUUCACAGAGCUGUGGACAAAGUGGAAAAGAUUGUCAGCAAACUUUCAGAGGAGGACAAUGACAUCAUAGAACAGUUGAGCAGGUCAUCAGAGCUUCUGGCCUUUCUUAGAGAUUUAGUGGAUGAAGACCUGAGGAACCUAAUAGAUGCUGUUGAGGAACACUCUGAGCAGUUUGUGAAUGAAUCCACUGUCUCAAAUCUAAUUGAGGUAAAGAGGUACUUGCAACCACUGCUUAAAGACAACUUUGACAACAACCCAGAAAAGUUUAUCAACAAACUCCAGCACUAUCGCGAGAUGUCUAUAAAAAAUCUACCGGAGAAGAUCAAUGACUGCAGCAUUAAUUUCCACAGUUUGAAAGGCCUGUAUGCAAGUGUUGCCAAUCGAGGAGAGAUGACCAAGGAAAUAGCUCACAAUGCAUACAUGAAAGGUCAUUACGCUUUUGACCUGGACACCUCUAGCACAUGCAAGGUGACCAUGUCUUAUGACAGGGGGAAAACAAAAGCUAGCCACUCCAUGUCAGACCUCCGUGACUUGCGUAGCAGGGCCUUGCUGAUUGUUAACUCAGAUAAAGGUCUGACAUGCCCACCUGGGGAAGUGCCACAAGUCUCUGAAUCAUCUACAGAACUGUCUCACUUCAUCGCCUGCAUAGACUUGGCCUCCAACAUUGCCUUGUCCUGUGAAAGUCUCCAUUCCUCUGGGCACUUCAAGUACCGAACCUUUAAAAUGUCUGUCUCAAACAUUGAGGAACUGACAGACUUAGAUGCAAGGUUGAGGGAUGAGUAUGCCACCUGGCAGGAAACAUUGAAGAGGGCCAGAAGAGAGCACUACUAUCUCAACUACCUUUACUCUGACCAGCUCUGGAUCCUUGAUGAUUUCUUCAAUGGGCACCCCAUUACACCCCAAUUGGAUUCACUCUUCCACUUUAUUCAUCCCUCAAUCACUGUGAAUGAGGAAGUGAGGAAGAUGUACACAUCGCCAAAGAAGAAGGGAAGCAAUCCUUACACAAGACUUUGUCAGAUUGGCUCAGCAAUGGACAAGAUCUGUGGGAAUCUUCUGGCUCCAAAGAGACAAAUGCAUAAGAAGCAAAAACAGCAGUCACCAAGUACAACAACUUCAAGUAUAUCAUCACUUCGUACAAGGGUCCAAGCUGAGGUUUUUGUAGCAGCACUUGAUGCAGAAAGUUCUCAAGUUGUGAACGUUAUCAUGAAUCUGUAUGAGAGUACAACAGGUAGCUUUCCAGAACCACAUCAGAUUAUCAUCUGCAGUCCAGACACAAAAUGGGAGGAACUUCACCUUCUUCUCCAAAGGUGUGUUGGAGCCCCAAACCAACCUCAGCUGGGCAAUUGCUUGUUCUGCAUUGCUAAUGUGGAGCUCCUACAAAGUGACAUACAGUUCAAGCUUGUGGAUGAGAUCAAACAACUGCACUCAUUAGACAGCCCUUUUCUCAUGGCUUUGGUAUGCCGAGGAGGGGCGCAUCAUCCCAUCUUGGAUCAGUUUUCACGUCUCACCCACAGGAUCCAAGGCAUGAGUGAUGUUGCUAUGAGGCAAUACUUCUCCACCUUGUGGCCAAAUGUGAAAAUGGUGACGUCAGACAUCCCUGGAUUGGGGAAGACAGAGUUUGCUCAAGAGCAGGGAAGCAGAAAGGGCAUGGGCGUGGUGUCAUUUCCCAUCGGGGGACCCAUCACAAGAGAUUACCUGGUCAGACGUUUGGCAAACCUGAGAGUACAGCCAUACCAAGUUCUGCACCUAGACAUUUCACCUGUAGAUGACCCACACCUAUUGGAUGCUUUCAUAUUUGAGCUCAUUGUUGUAGGUGCUGUGCAUUCAGGAACGAAUUUGGCACGCAGACCUACAGAGCACAUCAUUAUGGAAGUAGCUAACACCCUAAAUCAUGCUCUGCGUAACACAUUGGUAACAAGCAUGUGCUUUGAAAGGGUUCAUCUCAAGUGGGAGAACUACCAAAACUUCAUCAUCAGUCCAGAGGUCAACAGCCCAGUUCAGGUUGUGUGCCACUACCUGGAGGCAUUGGAUAGAGCAACCAUUGAUGAGACAGACAUACCACUGUCAGGACCAAAGAGGGUCAAUCCUCUCCCUGCCAAACGGUGUAAAGAUCUUUUGAGAAAGUACUUCUCAACAGGCACUGACCUUUCCUUUACCAUAGUUGAGAUAUUUUUGUCCGUUCUGGCAGACCAGCUCAAGAAAUUCUCAGCCAGUCAGUACUUUCGCACUGCAAAUCUACGUAUCAUGUUGGGAGAUAAACAUGAGCACCAAGUCCGAAGGAAUCUGUUCACAGCCCUGCUAGAUGUUUCAAAGGAAUUUGCAUCCCGGUCAGUACUGUCCUGCCGCAGCACCCAGUCAUCUGCAAUGACAAAGGAACAAGCUGUUCAAAAGCUGAAAGAAGCUGCUAGUACAUCAUCAUCAGCAAUGCAGAUGGUCAGUCGAGUAGAAGGAAUGAUUCGUUGGGCAGACAGCAACCAUUUGAUGGUAAUCUUUCACAGCCAGGACGCACAAACAGUAUCUGCACUGUACAGGAGCCUCCAACAAGUCCCUGUCAAAAUACAGGACUUGUUCAAACAGCAGGUUAAUCGACCUCUUCCAGAUUUUUCAACUUUAAAUCAGAGUGACUUGCAAAUGAUACUGGAGCGGAUUGCUCGAACUACAUCUCACAAGCUGGGGAAAGAGAGGACUGGUACACUUGACAAGAGGUAUGCCCUAACUCCAGACAAUCUGUUAAAGAUGGCCCUUGUCAUCAUGAGGGUGAGGGCUCGCAUCCCAGUCAUCAUCAUGGGAGAGACAGGCUGCGGCAAGACAAGCCUCAUCAGGUACCUGGCAAAAACAUGCGAAGUCCCAUUCAAGGUCCUCAGCAUCCAUGCUGGAGUCACAGAAGAUAAAAUCAUAGCCCUCGUAGACGACAGAGCUAAAGAAGCAAGGUCAAACCUGUCUCGUGAGGUUUGGGCCUUUUUGGAUGAAAUCAACACCUGUGACCAUCUUGGACUAAUCAACGAAAUCAUUUGUCAUCAUUCCAUGCUCGGAAAGAAACUGCCAGAAAAUCUGAUCUUGUUGGCAGCUUGCAACCCCUAUCGGCAACGGGAAAGCUCUCAACUGCAUACAGCUGGCCUGGAAGGUAAGAUCAGCUUUGAUGAAUGCUCCAAGCUUGUGUACCGAGUGCACCCUCUACCAGAGUCAAUGUUGGACUAUGUCUGGGAUUAUGGGACCUUAAACGAGAAAGAUGAAAGGUCCUACAUCACAAAAAUGGUCACUGGUGUAUUCCCUGCUGAAUCUAAAGUCAAGCCUGCCAUGCUCGUUGAUCUCUUGUCAUCUUCACAAAACUUCAUUCGGAAGGUGGAAGGGAACCAGUUCGGUGUCAGUCUGCGGGACGUAAACCGUUGCCGCAUUCUGAUGAAAUGGUUUGUGGAGAUGCUGAAUACAAAAGGACUACAGGCUCUCUACAAACAAACAGGAUACUGGACAAGGUCAUACAUGUAUGUAACAGGUGUUUCUCCGUGUGAUGAAGUCGAUGUGCGAAGUGUCAUCCUUACACUUGCACACUGCUAUCACUCCAGACUUGCAGAUUCAGAGAAUCGCUCAAAGUACAGGAAAGAGUUGUCAGAAGUCAUGAGACAACACAAAGUCAUUGUCUCUGAACAAGAGAUAGAAGACGUCAUCCACAAGGAGCAGCUAGAUCUUCUUGAGCGAAUGGAGCUGCCAGAAGGUACAGCAAAGAAUGGAGCACUGUGUGAAAAUGUCUUUGUAUUGCUUGUCUGCAUCUUGAACAACAUUCCUGUCUUUGUGGUUGGAAAGCCAGGCUGCAGCAAAUCCUUGUCCAUGCAGUUGAUUCGGAGCAACUUAAGAGGUCGGGAUUCAUCCAAUGAGUAUUUCAAGAAACUUCCACAACUGUAUGUUGUCUCUCAUCAAGGCUCAGAAUCUUCAACUUCGGAGGGAAUCAUCAAGGUCUUUGACAAGGCCAAGAAAUACAAAGAGCACAAUGAAGGAGGUGUCCUGCCUGUGGUGCUUCUAGAUGAGAUUGGUCUGGCAGAAGAAUCUAGAUUCAACCCAUUGAAAGUUCUACAUAGUCUGCUGGAGCCAGCUGAGGAUGACUUCCCUGACGUUGCUGUAGUGGGAAUUUCAAACUGGGCUUUGGAUGCUGCAAAGAUGAACAGAGCUAUUCACCUGUCUCGCCCUGAACCAGACAAAACCGACUUGUACAAGACAGGGAAAUCUCUUGCCCAGGCUGCACUGGAAAGAGCAUAUCAAGGUGGCAAACAACUCACUAUGUCACAAAAUGAUGCUCUUAAAGCCCUUGCUGAGGCUUACUUUGAAUAUGAGGAAAAGCAGACUUACAAAAACUUCCAUGGUCUGCGUGACUACUAUUCGUUGAUCAAAUGUAUCUGUUUGCCAGAACAUGUCAAUACAGGUGCUGUUGUCAUGCCCCAGUUCAACCUCAAAGUUUUGAAGAGAGGGCUUCUCAGAAACUUUGGUGGCCUCCCGACUGAAAGGGAUACCAUCAUGGAAACAUUUCAACAGAAACUGAAGGCCCUUCACAUUGAUCUUGAUGAAGAGAACCUCGAUGUGAAACAGCUGAUACAAGACAACCUACGGGACAAGCAAGCUAGACACCUCAUGCUCAUCACCAGUGGUGACUCAGCUGUUGGCAUCCUGGAACAAAUGAUCAGGGACUCAGAAGAUCUGAACUGCAGAGAGAAAGUCACCAUCUUUGGGAGCCACCUAGAUGACGACCUUUCAGAGGACUAUGACUACCGUACUCUCAGCCGAAUCAUCCUCUGCAUGGAGAGAGGAUGCAUCUUGAUACUGAGAGAUCUUGACAGCAUCUAUGGCAGUCUGUAUGACAUGCUAAACCAGAAUUACACAGUUGUUGGGAAGAAGCGAAACUGCCGUGUAGCCCUUGGAGCAUACAGCAACCCGAUGUGCCAAGUGCAUGAAAACUUCCGAUGCAUUGUGCUGAUUGACCAACAGAAGGUGAACUACUCAGACCCACCCUUCCUCAAUCGCUUUGAAAAGCAACUGUUGAGGUUUUCUGAUGUGAUCGAUCACCACCAGAUGUCUGCAAUUACGAAGCUUCAGUCUUGGGUUGAAGACAUCUCAACAAUACCUGGACAGCAGUUUGUCAAGGAGGAUUUGUUCAUUGGGUUCCAUGAUGACACUCUUCCCUCCCUAGUGUUGUGGCACAGCAAUCAUGGACAGGAUCUCAGUCAGAAGGAAUUGCUGACUCGCUGCAAGUCUGAUCUGAUGUGGAUAGCAUCACCAGACGGCAUGCUUAGAGCCUCCAAGUCCAAACUGGCAAAAACAAGCUUGCCUGACAUUUUCAAAUUGCAAGAGGAGUACUUCAGCCAACCAACUCACAGAGGACUACAAAAGUUCCUUGAGCACAUGUUGCAUGGUGAAGGUCCAGUCCCAACUGCAGGAAAAGAUACCACCAAUGAGUCUGGAGAACAUCCUGACAUGUACUCCAUGCAGCCUCCAUUGCUAAAGCUUGUCGUCCACACCUUCCUGAAAGAGUCUGAUGAUGAUGAUGAAGAAGAGGAAAGUCAGGGAUGUCCAGAUGAUGGAUUUGAAGAAAGUCCAACAAUAUCAGAGCGUCUUGUGGAGGUGUACUGCACAGCCAUGCUACCUGAGGAGUCUCUCAUUGACUCUUGUGGUGGUCUUAAGGCAUGGCAUGCAAAGGUCACUACGCUGCUGUCCCUUGCUGCAAAAGUGAACAGAGACACACCAAUGUUCCAUUUCCUAAGGCUUUGUAAUGACUAUGCCACAGCACUAAACCUCGCAUCAGGAGAAGUCUCAGUCUUGAACAACCUCGCACAAACAGCAAAAAGUCAGGGAGACAACUGCAUGAACUCACCACUGGUGUUCUCCCUAGUUGUUGAGACAGCAAGGAAGCUACUGAGUAGUGGAAAGAUGUCUCCAGAACGAAUGCAACAGUUCCUCUGCCUGCUCUUUGGGCGGUGCUUGGAUGCAAACCCAGACACCAUUCUUAUUGACAGCAUUCUGGAUGAGUUAAGCAAGCUACCUACGGGUUCCAUCAGAUAUGCUGGUCCAGUUCUGGAUCGUAUUCUCUGUUUUGAGCAGGAGAGCCAUCAGACACAGUCAAACUAUCAUGGACAUCUAGGUCUGUUCCAAGAUAUUAUUGAGGACCAGGACCUUGCAUUGGAAGAACAUCCACCCCUGCAGUCCUUGAACAACUGCCUGCAUUCAUUGCAAAUAACUUCAGGGUUUGACUCACACCUUGCUACACUUUGCAGUGACAUCAUCCAGGACAGAUUUUUCUCCUCUAUUGCCCAACAUUUAGUGGAACUUGGAGAGCCCGACAACCCCCUACACGUAGCUCUGGUCAAGGCUGCAAGGGUCAUAAGGGAAUCCACUACUUGUGACUUGCAGUUUAUCUGUUCUGUUGCAUUCAUCAGAGUUUUCCUAACAGAAAUGGCUAAAGCCUUACAGGAAAUGUUGGAUACACAAAACGAAGGAGAGGAGCUGCAAAUGUCAGAACACCUGCUACAGGAAGUUAACACCCAACUGUUCACUCCAUCACCAAAGGAGGAGCCAACUCUAUCGAGAAAGGUUUCUAUGGUCUUGUUCUUUCUGAAACAGCUUCGACCAGACCAUGGGUUGCUGGGAUUGCGUGACCUGAGCAAAGACCUUGGCCCAAUGUUGCCUGCCUUGCAAGAACUAGAAUGGGAAAAGGAUGAAUUGGAGUCAAGGUUUUCCUUUGGUCCACUGAGGUAUGCCACAGGCUAUGAAGAUGCAAUGAAGGCUAUAGCACUCCUGAAGGAGAAAGAAGAUGAAGCAAUGAAUGCACUGAUACAAAAGGCAAAGGGAUGUGAAGAAACCAAAUUCUCACUCUUGGCAACACUUUAUGACCUGUACUUCCUAGUACGCACAGUGCGGCCAGCCCGUGACACUGAGAAAGCUGCCGCCCAGACAAUGGCAAAGAUGAUUUCUAACUUUCCACGGCCAUUCCAACAGACCCUGUUGUGCACUGUAGGAGAGCAAGACUCCAAGCUGUGUGUCUCAGAGCAGUCCAGCUUGGAUGACAUCCUGAAGAAAUCAGUUAUCAUGCACCUGCUCUGUGUCCUAAGCUCCAGCCUGGCACAAAAUAUGAAGAUACAGUCACCCUUCCAGCAGUAUUUGACUAAUCCAGAGAAGUUAAAUGCACCUUACGUACUAGCUAUUGAUAACAAUGGUGAUGACCCACCUGAAGUGUAUACAGCCACAAGCCAACAGAUGUGGGAUCAAAACGCUACUGUAUGGUGUUGUUCCUGUGGAUGUCUUGUUGCCCAGCAAAGACUUGCUCCAACAUCUCAUGAACAACAAACAGUGUGUCCUGUUUGCCAGUCUCCAUCUGUUCCCACAAAUCACCUUGAUGGAAGCGAGCCUGGUAACUCCUAUGUCCAAAAUGUCAGCUCUGGAAUUACUGUAACCCAGCAGACAGGGUAUGUUGUUGCUAGCCCUGAAGAUAGAGGAGAAAGAUGGUUCACCGUUCGCCAAAUGUCCCCUGCAGCAUAUCGUUGUUUGCACCUGUUAGUUCAUGGAUGCCUACUGGCUAGCCACUAUGCUGAGGUCUGCAAGCCAGAACAGCUGGGAGAAUUCAUCUUCAAGGAUCAAGACAAGGGUCAAGAUGCCAUCGAUAUUUGCACAAACUUUGUUGAUGUUGAUUGGAAAGCACUGGGUGAUGUUAUUUCUGGUACAAGUGAGGAUGUUUGCCGUCUGCUGCAUUCUGUCAUUCAGCAUAGCUGCAGCCUGCUCAAUGGAUCCCACAAAGUUGGGGGAAACACUUGUAAGACUCGUGAAGAAAGGGAGAAGUGGGAAGAAGAAUUCUCUGCUAUUGUAGAUGAACUAGUCCAGAGGAUUCCAUCAUCCCUUCGAGAGCAGCAGGUUUCUUCUUUGUCUGAAGAUAUGGAAAUUGAGCAAGGCCCCAAGUGUCUGGAAAUCAAAGUAGAAGAGCUGGAAAGAGGAGUUGGUCGUCAAUACCAUCAUGACCAUGCCUUGAGGCUCUUCAGAGUAACAGAGAUGAAGACAUUUGAAAAGUUGCACUGUCAUUUCAUGAAUGGUGGCAGAGAUCUGCAAGAUGCAUACCCCUUCUUGGGAUUGUUCUUUUCAAUGCAUGAACAGCUUCCUUACAUAAAGCACCUUCAUCCUCUCCUGAAGUGGACAACAAUAGUCAAGUCACGACUGGGUCACAGGCUGGCUAAGGAGAAAGCAAAAGAUAUGAAGAUGUGCGAUUUCAUCUAUGACAGUAAACUGACAAAGCAGGAAAAGGAACGUUUGAAGAAGUCCUUCCAAGAGUUCAAGGAGGCAUGGAAUCAACUGCAUGGCAGUGGAAAGACAGUGGACGGGAGAUUUGCCAGUAUGUUACCAAUGCAUGAAGAACGUUCCAUCACACAAUGCCUGCUGGACCUACAGAUUCCUGACAGUCAUCUCCAAACUGCCAUCAGUGUGUUGUACAAUCUGCAGAACAAGUUCCUCGCCAAUGUUGCCAAGCUUGCUGCCACCACAACUUGCCCUGCAGUAAGCUUCUUGGUUCGAGAACAACGUUCAAGUGUCAUUCCACAAGUCUCCAUUCUUGAUGUUAAGAAGACAGAUGUCAUCCACUACAAAUGGUCAAAUGACUUCAUGAAGCAUUCAGAGUGUAACACAGAAUACGGCCUUGGACGGCAACUGUUCUUCGACUUCAGCAAGAUUGAGAUGGAACUCGCCAACAACUUAGUGCUGGGCAAGGCCUAUAUCAAUGAUGAACAGGGCUUACCAAAGUUUGCAUAUGCCAAUGAACUGUCUGCUAGUGCAAGCAUUCUUCUUGACGUGUCCAGCCACGUGACCCAAGAACCACUUGCAACUGACAGUGCCAGGGCACUGCGAGAAAGAAAUGAGAGUGAUCGCAUUGCAAAACCACUGCUUGAGCAUAUGGAGGUGGUACUUUUCCUGCUAAAACGGACAAAAGGGAAUCCCUCAGAGCCUCUCGUGGACUAUACAAAGAAAUGGUUGUCCAUGCUAACAAGUCCCUUUCCUGUCCAUCUGCUACCAGAACCACAUAGUGCCAUCCAGCUCAAACACGUCGUGCACCUGUAUGAAACACUUGAGGACAUGAUGGCAGAUGUCACCAUAGAGUCCCUUAGUGACUGCUUCAGGCAGACUCUAAGGCCUGUGGUGCAAUCCAAGAUGGAAAACGCUGCCACAGAAGAGUUGGAGCGUGCUGUAAAGGUGACUCGACAGUUUGUCUUCCGCUACAUGUCCUCGCCAGACUCACCUGAGAAGAUCAAGCCCGAAAGCCUCCUUGUGAAUCACUUGAAGAAUACAGGACUCUGGACAGAAGGCCAUACAGAGACUAGUGAGGGAACUGCAACCAAUGCCUCAUCAACAUUCAUGGACCAACUGAAUGUGGAACAUGUGUAUGCUGCCUUACAGGCCAUGACAAACACCAUUGGGGUCCGACAAAGCGAGAGGAACAUGUUCCAGUCAUUCACUGCCAAGAAGACCCAUUCAGCACCAAACCGCAGGGCAACAAGGAAGAAAAUGAAAUAUUCUAACACUUAGUGUGGUACAUGUACAAAUUGCAGUGCUGUGUAAACUUGAGCAGAGAAGGCGGGAGAGCACCAACCCAACCCCUGUUAAGAGCAGUUUUUCCCGGAUAGUCUAAUAUGUACUCAUGUAGUCUAAUAAGUUUCAAUGUAAAGUAGAAUUAUUCUUACCGGUACUUCAGAACAUCUUGACCAAAGACUAAAUAUGCUCUAAUCAUUAAGAACUAAUAGCUUGCACAAUAACAUGUCUAGCAAUAAUAUUCUGUACAGUUGUGAGAAAGUUUUGAUAUAUUAUGACAUCUCAACUACUGACAAUUUUGUAAUCACUGUAUAUUGGAAUAAUAACUUGAAUGUGACCAAAGAUACAUGUAGACUGUUACUUGGUUAUACCCAGGUAUUGAUUCGUCUUGAAGUACAACAUGAAGGUUUCAAUAGGGAUCACAGGGAACAUUUCCAUGAUGUAUACUGUGUCCAUAGUGUUUUUGUAGUGUUUUUGGACUCUGUUUUCCAAAAGGAAUGAAAGGGACUAGAUAUAUAAAAAGAAUUAUAUAGUGAUUAUUACUCUACAAUGUAUUUUGAGACAGCACUUUUCAAUCAAGAUCAAUACAACUGCAGGAACAAUAUUACAUGAAAAUAAUUAUGGAAUUAUAUGUAUGUUGCAUUUUGACUUCUUUGCAAAUCUUGAAAACAUUCCAAACAACAAGUUUAUAAUUAUGGAUACAUAGUCUUAUUAAUUGAUAUGGUGACUACUAGUUCUCUGAUAGGAAGUAAUGUUUA